GCAUGAACGUUUGGAUGAAAAUACGGAAUAAAUAAAAUGUGGUUAUAUACUAAUAACAAUAUUAAAAAUUGUAUAUAGUUAUAUACUCCAAUACUCCAUAGUCCAUACUUCAUACUUCAUAGCCAUUAGAAUUCUACAGCGAUUUCCAACAUAAAUAAAUAAAAAUAAUUAUAAUACACAACUUUACAAGUUUAGAGUUGUUAUUUCUUGAGAGUUUAUCAAAAUUCAUGCUAAUUUAGAUAAUUUACUAUAUCAGAGUACCAAAGUUGGUUUGCAAAAAUAAAUAUGUCUGCUUUUAACAAUUCCAGUACUAGUACUGACCAAAAUGAUCCAAAUAAAGACAAAUCAAAAACUCCAAGAUCUAAAGACAUGCAUUUACCCAUAUCAAGAGUACGUACCAUCAUGAAAAGCACACCAGAUAUUGAAAACAUAGGAUUACCGUCAUUGCACGUUGUCACUAAAGCAACGGAGCUUUUUAUUCAAAAACUGGCACAAGAUGCUCUCAAAGGACAAAGACACUUCAGACAUUUAGAUUAUAAUGAUCUUGCCAGAGCUGUCGAAGAUAAUGAAAAUAUGUAUUUUCUUAGAGAGGUUUUACCUAAAAAAAUUACUAUGGCUGAAUACUAUAAAUUGGUUGGGAAAGAGUCUUCAGAGGAUGGCGAGGAUGGCGAGGACAAUGAUAACAGUUCUCAAACGUCACAUUCUUCAUCAUCAUCAGUAUCAUCAGACAAUUAAUCUUUUAAUAUAUUGUAUUCCUUAACAGUUAACAAUCAUUAUGUGUAGUUACAUUGUUUUUUUUUUUUUUUUAAUUUUUCUACUUAUAAAUUAUUGUAAUAUUAAAUAUUAACUUUCAAGUUA
Messenger RNA from Myzus persicae (green peach aphid), 858 nucleotides. RefSeq names its product chromatin accessibility complex protein 1 (gene Chrac-16). The record is from RefSeq and is a predicted model, not a curated record. Lineage: Eukaryota; Metazoa; Arthropoda; Insecta; Hemiptera; Aphididae. Gene Ontology annotation, cellular component: CHRAC; nucleus. The transcript has 4 exons. Gene Ontology annotation, molecular function: protein heterodimerization activity. The coding region runs from base 286 to 735 and encodes 149 amino acids.